Molecule: messenger RNA, 849 nt
Organism: Pedinophyceae sp. YPF-701
Lineage: Eukaryota; Viridiplantae; Chlorophyta; Pedinophyceae
Source: the annotation of a GenBank genome assembly
AUGAGAUCGCUACUGCGCGCCCCCUGGGCGCUCCUGCUGGUUCUUGUCGUGUGCGCCUCCCCCGCGCUGGCCUGCGACACGUCGGACAGCGCGGACUACGAGUGCAUGAGCACGCUCGGACAGUACACGCUGUACUGGAACCGGCCGACGGAGCAGAUGCGAAGCAGCCAGAAUCCGACCGUCUCGAUGGCGUUCCGGGUCCCCGCGGGCGACCACUCGUACUUUUCGUUUGGCUGGACUCCCAACGGCGGCAUGGUCGGCAGCUACGCUGUCAUUGCCUGGGUCGACGGGACGAACCCGGACCUCGGGGUCUACGAGCUGCGAUCGAAGCAGUCGUCCGGCAUCGUGCGCACCACCGACGUCGCCUCCACCCUGACGCGCUACACCGACACAGCCCCGGGGGGACUCAGGGAGUUCCAGUUCGACCUCGAGAUCAAGGGCGCGGGCAACGCCGCGGGCGCGUUCUUCCUCGACGCCUCCCCCGGGGUCGACAACAACAUGAUCUGGUCCAUCGGGCGGACCACCAACCCCCCCGGGACGCUCGUGCAACACAUGAACCGAGGCUUCGGGACGCUCAACUUCGGCACGCAGGCUGCGGCGACGCAGGCUCCGACGACGACGCAGGCUCCGGUGGAGACGCAGGCUCCCGCGGGUAACUCGCCGUCUGGGCAGAACGCUGCGCCCACGCAAGCAGCGGCGACGGCGGCGCCCGCGACGGAGCCGCCGAGCGGCAACACGGGUGGCGGGCGGUACGGCGGCGGGCCGUCGGGGCAGACCGGCGCGGCGGCUGGGGCCUGCGUGGCUUCGGCCCUGGCCGCACUUGCCGCCGCCGUCACCCUCGCCUUCUGA